Molecule: messenger RNA, 939 nt
Organism: Elephantulus edwardii (Cape elephant shrew)
Lineage: Eukaryota; Metazoa; Chordata; Mammalia; Macroscelidea; Macroscelididae
Product: olfactory receptor 7G3-like
Exons: 1
Coding region: 1-939 (312 amino acids)
Biological process (GO): G protein-coupled receptor signaling pathway
Cellular component (GO): membrane
Molecular function (GO): G protein-coupled receptor activity; olfactory receptor activity
Source: RefSeq, a predicted model, not a curated record
AUGAAACCAGAAAAUCAAACAAGUAUUUCAGAAUUUCUCCUCUUGGGAUUGUCUCAGGGCCCAGAGCAUAACCCAAUCUUAUUUGCACUGUUCUUGUCCAUGUUUGUGGUCACUGUUUUUGGAAACUUGCUCAUAAUUCUGAUCAUCAUUUCUGACUCUCAUCUACACACUCCCAUGUACUUCUUCCUCUCCAACUUGUCCUUGACUGACAUCUGUUUUACCUCCACCACCGUCCCAAAGAUGCUGACGAAUCUUCACACUCAGAGCAAGUCUAUCUCCUCUUCAGGCUGCAUCACCCAGAUGUAUUUUUUUAUGGUUUUUGGAGGCAUGGACACAUUUCUCCUGACUUUGAUGGCCUAUGACCGGUUCAUAGCCAUCUGUCAUCCCCUGCACUACUCAGUCAUCAUGAACCUUCGUCUCUGUGGUUCAUUGGUUCUUGUGUCCUGGUUCAUUAGCAUCAUGUACUCCCUGAUGCAAAGCUUGUUGGUACUGCCGCUCUCCUUCUGUGAACACUUGACAAUUAAACACUUUUACUGUGAGCUUGCUGAAAUCCUCACCAUCACUUGUUCUGACAUAUUUAUCAACUACAUCUUGCUGUAUAUGGUGACUGGUCUUCUGGGCAUAGUUCCCUUCUCUGGAGUCAUCUUUUCCUACACUCGAAUUAUCUCCUCCAUAUUGAAAAUCCCAUCGACUGAUGGGAAGUAUAAAGCAUUUUCUACCUGUGGAUCUCAUCUGUUUGUAGUUUCUUUAUUCUAUGGGACAGGUUUCUGUGUCUGUCUCAGUUCUGGAAUAUCACCCUCUUCCUGGAGAAGCAUGGUCACCUCAGUGAUGUACACAGUGGUUACACCUAUGCUGAAUCCUUUCAUCUACAGUCUAAGAAACAGAGAUAUCAAGAAAUCUCUACAAAAAGUUCUCAGGAGUACACUCUUUGUUCAGUAA